AUUAUGCGAAUUGCAAUGCUGGGAGUACGGAGUUACCAGUUACCACUGUAGUAGUAGCGAGAGAAGGAAUUAGGGGUUUUAGGGUUUGCGAUUGGGAAAUUGGGGAUUUAGGGAUUUUGUGUACAGUAGAAUGAAUUUGAAGAUGGAUUCUGAUAAAGCGAAGCUCUUUGUUGGGGGUAUCUCGCGUGACACCACCGAGCACGUACUCAGAGAUCACUUCGCCAGAUACGGCGUCGUUUUGGAUUGCACCAUCUCCUUGGACCGCACUACCCGAAUCCCUAGAGGUUUCGGCUUCGUUACUUUUUCCGAUCUCGCUGCUGCUGAUAAAGCUCUUCAGGACACCCAUGUCAUACUCGGAAGAACGGUAGAAGUGAAAAAAGCAAUACCAAGAAGUGAGCAGCAACACCAACACCAAAAUCAAGUACAGAACAGGGGAGCGAGUAACUAUAGUUGUAAUGACUGUAGCAGUGACAACAUUAGGACUAAAAAGAUUUUUGUAGGGGGUUUGUCUGCUGGUAUCUCAGAGGAGGAGUUCAGGAAAUACUUUGAGCGGUUUGGUCGCAUAACUGAUGUAGUGGUGAUGCAGGACAGCGUAACUCACCGGCCUAGGGGAUUCGGUUUCAUCACUUUUGAUUCUGAAGAGUCGGUACAAAAUGUUAUGGUGAAAAGUUUCCAUGAUUUGAAUGGUAGACAGGUGGAGGUCAAGAGAGCUGUUCCAAAAGAGGGAAACUAUGGUUAUGAUGGUUUUAAUAAGCUAAGAUACAGGAGUGAAAGAGGAGCCUCUAAAAGUUUUCCUCCUUAUAGUCCUAGCUGCGCAGUUCCUGGCUUUGCACCUCAGCCAUGGUAUAGUAAUGAUGGUGUUUAUGUCUAUGGAUCAAGCAAUUAUGGUUGGUACCCUAUGGGUGGGUAUGGAAGUAACGGAUAUGCAGUGCCGUCUGAUAUUUCUAGGAACUUCUGGUAUGGGCCCAUGAUAGCCAGUCCUCAGGGAUGUCAUGUGCCUUAUGCUAAUGCUUUCCCGAAUAUUGCGUAUAUGGGUGGUAGGCUAGGAGUAGUAGGUAAUGUAGUUGGAACUAGAGGGUACAAUGGCAUUCUUGGUGCUGCAAGAAAUAUAAAAUCUGAUCAACCUCUAACUGCCAAUGGAUUCAUUCCAGGCAAUGUGACAUUACAUCAAGUUGUGACUCAAGAUGUGGUCUCUUCUAAUUUGAAAGGAUCAAAUGGAGAAAUUUCUAGUUGACAGACUAAUAGGGUCAUUGAACCCCAAAUUCCUGUAGGUAUAUACUAUCUGACUGCUUCUGGGCUAUGAAAGGUUCGUAUAUUCUUUGCUAGAUAAUGUGAGAUACCUUCUUGGCUAGCUCUUCUGGUUAAUUUAGAUCUGUGAAGAUACCUUCUUAUGUGUCAUAAAUAUGUAGUUUAGCGCCCUUUCAUGCUUAAUGAUGGAUAUUCUGUAAAAUAAUUUUAAUCUUUUUUUUCCCUCUUUCAUAGUUGGUUCAAUUGGUUUGUUUGAA
Arachis stenosperma is the source of this 1505-nucleotide messenger RNA. Its product is annotated as RNA-binding protein 1-like. The coding region runs from base 131 to 1234 and encodes 367 amino acids. The record is from RefSeq and is a predicted model, not a curated record. Gene Ontology annotation, molecular function: RNA binding. Lineage: Eukaryota; Viridiplantae; Streptophyta; Magnoliopsida; Fabales; Fabaceae. The transcript is spliced from 2 exons.